GCGCGUAUACUGCUGGUUUCUCCGUGUUGCUAGCAGUCGAAGUCGCAUAGCGCUGUUGACAUUCACAACCGGUAGUUGGCCAAAGAAAUUAUUACAAGACACAAAAAUGGCGGAACGAAAGGCAGUGAUCAAGAACGCCGACAUGUCGGAGGAGAUGCAACAAGACGCCGUGGACUGCUCCACGCAGGCGAUCGAGAAGUACAACAUCGAGAAGGACAUUGCCGCCUUCAUCAAGAAAGAGUUCGACAAGAAGUACAACCCAACAUGGCACUGCAUUGUGGGAAGGAACUACGGAAGUUACGUCACCCACGAAACAAAGCAUUUUAUUUAUUUCUAUUUGGGACAGGUUGCGAUCUUGUUAUUCAAGUCUGGUUGAAGGAUGUGAUUGAGAGAUGCCUCGCUACGGGAAGGACCAAAUAAACAGUCAUGAAUCUCGGGAUUAAACGAAUGAAUGGAGUUUAAAUGUAUCUGAUGUGAUACUUGAAGAAGGAAAACAAAUUUGUUAAGAUGAAGUGACAAUGUUAUAGUAAUAUGAAUGGCGUUUCUUCCGUGGAUUUCUUUUACUUUAUUUUCAUUUUUUUUUUUUUUUUUACUGUAUUCUAGAACUUGAAUUUAUAUUCGUACUUGCUUUCUGUGUGGACGUUUUCAUUUUCUUGUGUAAUAUUUAUAACAUGUCUUGACUGUGAUAACAUACGGUAGAACAUACAGGGGACGAUAUUUCAAAUUUUAGGUAACCAGAACGUAGUUCAUCUAGGUAACCUAUUGUUUGAACACACGAAUUUAUAUUUGCAUAGAGCAUAGAAUUCUGCUGAUUGAAAGGUUUGCUUACUGUGAUAGCAUAUGGUGGAAUAGAAAACGAUAUUUCAAAAUCUUAGGUAACCAGAACGUAGUUCACCUAAGUAACCGAUUGUUUGGUCACACGAAUUUAUGUUUGCAUAGCGAAUAUAAUUUUGCUGAUUGAAAGGUUUGCUUACUGUGAUAGGAUACGGUUGAGCAGGGGACUGAUUGUUUGGUCAAGCGAAUUUUAUUUGCAUAGCGAUUAGGAUUUUGCUGAUUCUGAAGUUUGCAACUUUUAAUAUUAGAAUGCAAAGGUUCGCCACGUAAUCGAUCGGUUGAUCGCGUGAAUUUGAAGUUGCGUAACCGUCACGCGAACAGAACGACGGUUCUUGUGAAAUAUUGUGCCCUGGUGGAAUCGAUCAAAACUUCGAUGUGCUCGUUGCUUACUUUUGCUUACGUCUUCGUGUCGCUAGCUUGUGAUGAACUUGCCAACACACUUCUGCAAAAGCAGCGCCGGUUGGUUGGAAGUUGAGAAGGAUUGCUCCGCUUGUAUAUUUUGUUAUUGUUAUCGAAAAAAAUAAAUCGGUAUUGUUUAA
Molecule: messenger RNA, 1373 nt
Organism: Gigantopelta aegis
Lineage: Eukaryota; Metazoa; Mollusca; Gastropoda; Neomphalida; Peltospiridae
Product: dynein light chain 2, cytoplasmic-like
Exons: 2
Coding region: 107-376 (89 amino acids)
Biological process (GO): cilium assembly; microtubule-based process
Cellular component (GO): cytoplasmic dynein complex
Molecular function (GO): dynein light intermediate chain binding; dynein intermediate chain binding
Source: RefSeq, a predicted model, not a curated record